AUGAUAGUCCAGCAUGGGAACAGUAUGUGUCAGACCCUUUUUCAAUGCUGUUCCCCAUGGCAAAGAUUAAUUCUUUUCUAUGCAAUGAAAGACGAUUUUAUCUCAAUCUCUAAUAAUCUACAAGGAUGCUUUCCUUUGCAGAGGAUACUUAGACUUGCAAGCUUGCCUGAAGAAGUAGCCAUAUAUGAGGAAGCAUUUAAAGGCCAUAUAUUGGAACUUUCUAUGACUAAAAAUUCAUCUCUUGUGAUUAAAGUGCUUUGUGAACGAGAAAAUCAUCAUUUUAUUAUUACUGAGAUUAUAGGACAUGCCAGAGAAUUGGCAACUAACAAGUUUGGCUACGUUAUCAUGAAGAAAUGCGUCAAAGACUCUCAGAUUUUCAAUGAAUUGCUAGAACAAGCUAUUAUGCUAAUAGAAGACAAAUAUGGAAAUUAUGUGAUUCAGCAUAUGAUUGAUAAUAUGCAAGAAGAAUGCUCCUUAUCAAUCAUAAAUUGUAUAAAAGGGAAGGCCUUAGAGCUUUGUAUACAGGAAUAUUCGUCAAAUGUGAUGAAUAAGUGCAUGAAAGAAGAAAGAAUGAGGUGUGCGAUUAUUAAUGAAUUGAUAAGAGGAGGGAGUAUGCAAACAGUGCUGGAGAAUCCUUAUGGCUGCUAUGUGCUGAGGACUGCUGCUCUGGAAGCAGAAACAGGGACAGAGAGGGAAGGAUUGAAGAGAGCGAUUUUAGUAGCAAUUCCUCAGAUUCGUGAAAAAAAUAACAGCGCAUGGUGGGAAGAAAUUAUAUCUUAUCUUAACGCCCCUACCGCCCCCUAGUUAUCCAGCAAAAAAAUCUUGCUUGCUAGUCAAGGGGAUUCAAUUAAAAUUCUAACAAACAUUUUUUUGUGGUUAAGGACGUAAGCUGUUUAAGAUUUAAUAGAAAUAGCUAUUAUAUUUUCAUUUGUAUAAAAAAUUUCUGAAUUAAAUAAUUUUUUUCACUCUGCACCUUAGAUAGUUAAUUUUCCUAAAAUAUGAAUUUUCUGAUAGUUUACUCACUAAACAAGGAGGGGUUAAAAGUGUAAACUAA
This is a messenger RNA of Blepharisma stoltei, 1054 nucleotides long. The record is from the annotation of a GenBank genome assembly. NCBI's taxonomy places the organism in Eukaryota, Ciliophora, Heterotrichea, Heterotrichida, Blepharismidae.